This is a messenger RNA of Hermetia illucens (black soldier fly), 1884 nucleotides long. RefSeq names its product proton-coupled folate transporter. NCBI's taxonomy places the organism in Eukaryota, Metazoa, Arthropoda, Insecta, Diptera, Stratiomyidae. Gene Ontology annotation, molecular function: transmembrane transporter activity. Bases 238 to 1695 code for a protein of 485 amino acids. Gene Ontology annotation, cellular component: membrane. The transcript is spliced from 8 exons. The record is from RefSeq and is a predicted model, not a curated record. Gene Ontology annotation, biological process: transmembrane transport.
CUGCUAUAUUUUUUUCGCGCGCCGUAGCGUCAUUGUCAACAUAUGGCUAUAGAAUUACGCUAUCGCGCACUUCUCAAUGGCUGAUUUGAUUAACAGGUUAUCGUGCCAGAUAAGAGUGUGCUGAAUGCGGUGCAGACGAGCGUCUGAGUGCGACCGCGGAAGUGUGUCGUGAUUGAAGUUGUGCCGUGGUUCCUGCGCAGGAGCUUCCAAAACAGAGGAGGGAGUGACAGAACCGACAUGGAGAAUGCACCGGUGCUGGCAAGGCAGCGUCGCGAUGCCUGGUAUCGGCAUAUAACAGUUGAACCUGCAAUGGCUUUGUAUAUGUUUGCCUUCAUGAUAACGUCGGUUGUUGAACAAGCGUUUUUCGUGUACAAAACGUGUAGAGUGAAUCACAACUACACAGAGGAAAUAUGUGUAAAUAUAAAUCAGGCAAACUAUACGGAUAUCAAGAAAGAAGUCCAAAUCACAGUCUCAACGUUCUACCAAUGGAACAACAUUGCUGCUCAUGUCUUUCCAAUUUUUCUGGCAAUGUUCCUUGGAUCGUGGUCCGAUAGGCGAGGGAGAAAAUUCCCCUUAUUAAUGGGCCUUUGUGGGAAAUUAAUAUAUUCUAUUAUGAUAAUUGUUAAUGCAACGAAUCAUUCGUGGCCUAUCCAAUACGUCUUGUAUACUGCUACGAUUCCCUGUGCUUUAACUGGAGCGGAUUUAGCUAUUUUCGCUUCGUGCUUCGCUUAUGUAUCUGAUGUCUCGACGGUUGAUAAAAGGACGCUCAGAGUAGCUAUUCUGGAAGUUUGUUACUUAGUAACGAUUCCGACGGGAGUGGCAUUAGGAUCCUUCUUAUUCAAUAAUGUUCUAAACGCUUCCUAUGCCUACAUGUUCACUGUCAACGCAAGCCUUUUAAUUGUUGCUUUAAUAUAUUCACUUAUUAUGCUUAAGUGGCAAACAACAGAAAAACAAAGAUCCCUUAGAGAGGUGGGAUUUUUCGGAUUUUUCCCAGACUUCUUUGAUCGAACUCACGUUGUGGAAUCAAUUCGGGUACUUGUGAAGAAGCGAGAAGGCUAUGGGCGUGUGUUCUUAUUCAUUUUCUUAGGGAUGAUGACGUUGUACACAUUUCAACGGGAUGAAAAGCCGUUUUUGUACCUUUACACACAACUCAAAUUUCAUUGGGGUGUGACGGAUUAUAGCUACUUCAAAACUUUCCAGUCAAGUGCGUAUUGCAUCGUCACACUUAUUGGCAUUCCUCUAAUGAAUAGAGUACUUAAAUGGAAAGAUACGGUUAUAAUAUUCAUCGGCUCCACGGCACAUGGACUUGCCCGUAUUGUGUAUUUGUUAGCGGAGGUUCCUCCGCUGUUUUAUUUUGGUAGCCUUAUUUCUAGCGUAGGACCGGUGACGGCGCCCGUUAUUCGGUCUAUGGUAUCGAAAAAUGUUCCAAUUACCGAGAGAGGCAAAAUGUUUGCAUUGUUAUCGGUUUGUGAUAAUGCAACGCCUUUUAUCAGCAGCGUCCUUUACACCCAAACAUAUAAUGCAACUAUUGGAGAGUUUGGUGGAAUUUUCGUACUUACUUUGGCAACACAAUGUGGAGUGUUUUUAUUGGCUAUAGUCAUACAUAUGUUGUCGAGCGGUAUUUCCACUACAAGCUCCUUGGAAGAGAAGCGCGAUGCGCUUAUUGAGGAAGCUACGCAAGAAAAACGCUCAUAAUGUAUGACAAGCGGAUUUUAAGAAAAGUUUAAUAAUGUAAAUUAUUAUGAACUGAUCUAGGAAGUGUACUCAAGCACGGAAGCAACUUUUCUAAAACGAUUAUACAAUGUAAAUUUUUUAGAUGUAACUUGCAUUUGGGCUCGUAAGACAUUUUAUAUCUUUUUAAUAAAAUUUAGUGAUAUUAGUUUA